This is a messenger RNA of Macrosiphum euphorbiae (potato aphid), 342 nucleotides long. NCBI's taxonomy places the organism in Eukaryota, Metazoa, Arthropoda, Insecta, Hemiptera, Aphididae. The record is from the annotation of a GenBank genome assembly.
AUGCAUAGGAAUAAUACUAAAGAUUUAAACGCUGCAGAAUCUUCGUACAAUGAUAUCUUCACAUUACAAACAAAAUCGUUUUUUACUUCUACUCCGGUGAAUAGAAUGUUAACUGAAGUAGUUGAGCAGGAAAAUAAUAGUUCAGAAAUAAAUAGCUCAUUUGAUAGUCUGGAUGGAAGAAGAUUAGUAAAUAUUAAAUAUAUUUUUGAGUCUAUUCAAUCAAUAAAACAUCAAGGGUUUGAUUGCACAUUUCGUGACUUGGAGUUUAUAAAGAAAAGAGGAAAGGAUUUUGCAGUACUUUUUUGUUUUACUUGCAAAGUAUGUGGCACAAAGAAACUAUAA